This is a messenger RNA of Formica exsecta, 3772 nucleotides long. Its product is annotated as growth/differentiation factor 11-like. Gene Ontology annotation, molecular function: cytokine activity; growth factor activity. Gene Ontology annotation, cellular component: extracellular region. Lineage: Eukaryota; Metazoa; Arthropoda; Insecta; Hymenoptera; Formicidae. The record is from RefSeq and is a predicted model, not a curated record. The transcript has 3 exons. Gene Ontology annotation, biological process: SMAD protein signal transduction. The coding region runs from base 1119 to 2318 and encodes 399 amino acids.
UCCAUCGGGUUCUACUAGUCCGUCACAUCGCUGCCCCUCACACACGAUCACCUUCUUUUCGGAAUCCCGGUUGGAUAUAUCGGUGGUUAAUGCUCGCAAAUCCGAGGGUGAUGCUGAUUAGCGCGAGAGGCUGGUACUCGCAACAGUAGUAUACCCGGUGAUGCCGGCCAAGUCAGAGUACCGGAAGUGUAACGUCGCGGACAGGAAGGGGGACGAAUAGUCGCGCGAUACGAGCAAGGGAUUGAUUCCAUCGUCGAAGGUUGAGGUAAUCAGGUCGGAUUUUGCGCCAUGACGUCUAAAGCCGGUGAACUGACAGAAAACAGUAUCUGUCACUGAAUGGUCACAACGUGUCUUGGACUGACAGCAGGCUGGUGCCGGGGUUGAAGGUCACGAAGAUGCACCGGGCUAUAUGAUCUCCAGACUAUUUAGGACACUGCACAAAAUCUCGACGAAUACUCUAAAGUGCCUUGUGAAUUUCUUUCUCUCUUUCUCUCUCGUAGUGAUUGAUGUGCAUAAGAACGGUUUUGGUGAACACCAUAAAAAGUGGAGCAAACCGCUCGGAAAAUACCUAGCAAUAUUUUUUCGAUGCGUUCACAUUUUCUGCAUAAGUCAAAAAGAUUUGUUUUAUUAUCGAAACUUCAUGAGAUUCCCCACGGAGUUAAUAGCUUCACGACGUAAGAAAGAAGAAAGCGAAACUGGAUCGCGAUCGUGAUCGAGGCCGGUUGCCUUCUUGCGGCGAAGCAUCGUCUUCAGGGCACGGUGACGAUCUCCACGAUAAGGAGAUCAGGAAGUUUCUGCAAGAGGAGAACGUAUGGUUGCGCAAGUUCAGAAAGAAGCUGGCGCUGCGACGAGAAGAGAGACUUCUUUUCGCGAAGGAAGCCGGAGGUACGCAGGAAGAAAUACAAGCAAGUAGAGAAGAAGAUCUAUAAGGAUCGAAGAUCAACAAUUUCCGUCGUCGAAAGGAGAAGACGAAGCUACGAAAAAAUCUAAGAUUCGUCUCGGAGAGAACACAAAACAAAUUCGAGGAGAACGAGCGACGAUGCUAUCGAUCAUCUGAUCAUUCCUGUCGCGACGAAGGCCGAUCGUAGUUGAUCCAACCAAGGGCGACCUUGAACAAGAUGGUCACGAGGGCGCUGCUAUUACUCUCGCUGGUCCUCCUCGGUGCCUUCGAAGCCCCCGGCAUCGAGAGAACCCAUGUCCGGCACUUGGCGAUGGCCGGUAACGCUUGCAACGCCUGCAGGAUGCACGAGGAGAUCCGCGCGCUCAGUUUGGAGGCCAUCAAGGAGCAGAUCCUGAACAAGCUCGGCUUGAAACAGGCGCCCAACAUGACAGGCCGGGCGCUGCCUAGGAUCCCACCGAUCUCGAAACUGAUGGACAUGUACGGGAUGCAGGCCGAUCAGCCGCAACCACUCGAGCCUGGUAUCACACACCACGAAGAAGUUGACGAGUACACCGCCAAAACGGAGAGCGUCUUUGCCUUGGCGCAACCGCAUCAAAGGUUAAGGCACUCAAAGGGCAGCUUAGACGUGCUGUACUUUAAAUUCUCCGAUAAAGUCGUUCAGCAUCGCGUUACCAGAGCAGAAUUGUCCCUGUGGAUAUGGGGAAAUCAAGAAGCAGCGGAGCUCGGCGAGUCGAUCGAUCUGGAAAGCCAGGAUGCUGGUCCGGUGACGAUCACGUUGCAGAGGAUUCUUCGAGGGGCGACUGAGACCGGCGGGCCCCUGCUUGGUCCACCUCUCACCACGAAGCACCCUCGGCCGUUCGGACGACGGGGUGGUUGGAUCACGAUCGAGCUCAGACGAAUGGUGGCCGAGUGGUUCAAACAUCCCCGGGACAAUCUUGGUGUAGCCUUGAAGAUCACCGGACCCGGCGGGAAUCAUCGCAGGAACUCGGCCCGAUUGGUCGAGACUAAUCCCGGCGCCGAGUACGCGCCGUAUCUCGAGGUGCAGAUGCAGGAACUCGAUUCGCGAAGAAGCUCCAGGAUCAAGAGAAACGUGGGACUCAAUUGCGACGAGGCCAGCCAGGAGACUAGGUGUUGCCGGUAUAAGCUCACAGUGGAUUUUGAAAAAUUCGGCUGGGACUGGAUAAUCGCACCCAAAAAAUACGAUGCCAAUUACUGCUCGGGUGACUGUCCGAUGGCUUUUCUUCCGGCCUAUCCCAACACGCACAUCGUCAGUUUGGCGGAACCACCGAACAAUACCGGGCCAUGCUGCGCGCCUAGGAAACUGUCCGAGAUCACAAUGCUGUACUUCGACAACGAGUAUCAGAUAGUGUUCUCGCGACUGCCGGGCAUGGUAGUCGAGAAGUGCGGCUGCUCAUAGUCCACCUACGAGUCGGACGGAAUGACGGGAGCGACGUGGACGACGCCGUUGAGGGCCCCCUACGAGACAACGUCCCGCGAUGCUCUCCUUCUGAUCAAUUCCGAUAAUCAUCGUCGUUGCCCUCAUCAAUCGUCGUCAAUUGUCGUCGCCGCGUUCUCGGCGAUUCCUCAUCCGAUAGACUGAAAGUGCCUUGUUCGGAGAGUGGUCGCGCGAUGCGGAUCCCUUCGAAGCGCGAGAGAGCAGAAACGUAAAGUGCGCGGGUGGUGAUUCGCGAGGAUCUCCUCGAAGACUGUGCGCUGGAUGCCAAGGAGGGUCUCGUGUCGUAAGCGGCAGAUAUCCCGACGGUGGUCCAUGGCAAGGCGGAUAGUUCCUAGAGUCACGGUAUUAUUUUUAAGACGCCGAUACGUUUGCACCUGAUCCACGUGUACGACCUCGGGAUUAUGAGUAUCCAAGACACGGAUUUUCUAUUCCUCGAAGACAGGAGCGAGAGCUUGGGGUAUUUAUAAUACUAUGGAUUUCAAAGCUACUACGUUUUUAUAUUCGUAGAAUUCUAACACGGUUUUGUCACAAGCAGUACAAAACUUUGAAAUUUUCACUCUCGCGAGACUUUAAAUAAAUCGCAAAGAAUACAAUUCGCGAUCAUUUUCAAUAUAGCUAAAUUGUGUUCAAAAAAUGUAUUCUUGCCUCUUUCAUUUCUUUAUAUCUGAAACAAGAUACACUAAUCGAGAUCGUCGACGAUCGAUGGAAACGUGUUGGCCAACAGAUCUCGGUGUACAGUAAAAUCGUUGUUCUUCUAAUGGUUUUCCCUCUCCCCUUCCCUCAUCCUCCCUCGUUUUUCUACAAUAUUAUAUAUAGUUUUUGUCAUUAUGAUCGUUUUUUUUAGCAAAUUGUGAGAGUGCGUGUGCGAGAGAGCGUGUCGAAUUAUGUAAAUAAAUUGUAACAGGCAAGAGAGUGUAUUGCUUCGCUAAGACUCCUGGGUUCUGGAAGGAUCCGACAAGGAUCUGGUAUAUCGGUGGCUCUGUCCUCCGAUUUUUUAAAACGCGAGUACGAUUUUAAAUAAAUUGUAAUUACACACACGGCGCGAUAUCCGGCGUUCGAAAUUCUUUUAUACGGCGGAAAUUGGAAAUUUCGCAUAUUUACGAUCGCGAAAAGUAUCGAACGUUUCUUUCUAGAUAAAUAUUAUUCGCGCAACGAACGCGAAAUGCGCCCGAUUUUCAUGGCUUUCUUCAUGAUUUAUUAAGUAUUAAUAGCUGCAUUUUAACGCGUCGGGAGAUGCAUUUAUUAAGAAGGGAUAACGACGUUCUUUUUUUUUGGCAUGUGUCCCUUCUUGUUUCACGCAUUAUGUAACGUUAAAAGAUUUACAAGUAUAUUUUCGGAUGAGAUUAUCCCAAGGAUCCCUUGACAAGUAGCGUAAUCUGAAGUCCGAUUAGUUUUCAUAGAUUCAUUAGGAUUCG